AUGGGAAGAUACUUUCCUCUGAGCAAAGCGGCUAAGCUAAGGCAAGAAAUUUCGGCGUUUAAACAAGGAGAGUCUGAGACAUUAUUUGAAGUGUAUGAAAGAUUCAAAAAUCUCCUUAGAAGAUGCCCCCAUCAUGGUUUUGCUUCUUGGAUGCAGGUGCAGAUCAUCUAUAAUGGGCUAAACUAUGCAACUCAUCAAUUAAUUGAUGCUGCAGUUCAUGGAUCCCUUAGCAACAAGUACCCCGACAAAGUUGAGCAACACUUUGAAUCUAUGCCAAGCAAUGAGUCUCAUUGGGCCUCAAAAGGAACACCACAGAAACGAGCUGGGAUUUAUGAAGUUAGUUCUAAUGAUGCUCUUGCCGCAAAAGUUGACUUGUUGUCUUAUAAUCUAGACAUGCUCAUGGGUAGCAUUUCAAAGUCAAAAUCAGUGAUGAGUUGCAGCACUUGUGGUGGUGGGCAUGAGGUGGAAAUACCACCCAAACUUCUCAUGGAAUCAAUUGCAACAACAAAAGCUGCACCUUCUCAAGGUACCCAAGUACAACAACCAAUACUAGAAAAGAGAUUAAAUACUGAAGAUGUGCUUACCAAGUUCAUGAUUAACACUGAAUCAAGCGAGAUAGGCUCCAUCUUGACAAAUCUUCAAGCUUCUGUGCAAUCACUUGAGCAUCAGAUGGGGCAACUUGCUAAAGAAAAUUCUAAGAAACCUUCAGGCAGUCUUCCUAGCAACACCGAAGAGAAUCCAAGGGAGCACUUGAAGGCAAUUGCCCUUAGAAAUGGAAGACAAGUUGAGAUAAUGGUCGAACUGGAGCCAAGUGUCAUGGAAACUGGGGUAGCCGAAGUGUAA
This is a messenger RNA of Dioscorea cayenensis subsp. rotundata (Guinea yam), 843 nucleotides long. RefSeq lists its product as uncharacterized. NCBI's taxonomy places the organism in Eukaryota, Viridiplantae, Streptophyta, Magnoliopsida, Dioscoreales, Dioscoreaceae. The coding region runs from base 1 to 843 and encodes 280 amino acids. The record is from RefSeq and is a predicted model, not a curated record. The transcript has 3 exons.